GAAAACUUUCUCUCUCUUCAAUCUUGAUUUUGGAUUUUAAAAAUACUCGAAACUCCAAAACCUUACGAGGAAUUCCGCGCCAUCAUCAUUAUCGUCAAUAAUUCAUGGCCUUGCCCUCUUCUUCACCGGCCGCCGAUACUCCUAAUAACGCCGCCGCCGCAGGAUCUACUACCGCCGCUGCGGCAAGUAACGUUGCUCUCCCACUCCCGCGAUUCUUCAACAGUCCGCCUCCGUUGUCGCAAUCGAGAGAAUACCCUAGAAAUCCAUCGCCACAACAGCAUGUCCAUUAUCAACAGCAGCAACAACAACAACGGGUCUAUGCUUCUCAACAGUUUUCAAAUCUGGCUCCGAGGAUGCCUCCAAAUGCUAUUCACAGUCAAUUGACCAAACCUCACGAUCCGGCUCAAGGGAUCCUAUACCCAGUUGCUUCAUCGGGUCGAGGAUUCAUGGCGGCGGCGAAUAUUCGGUCACAGUCACCAGAUCAGACGGUGACGAUCGUGAAUCCGGGCAAUUAUCCGUCUCGUCCGUUGGGUGGACCGGCGCUGUUUCAUCAUCUGGGUCGGCCAAUUGGAAUUCAAUAUCAGGAUAUGCCGGGUCAAGCUGUGCAAUUUGUUAGGCCCAGUCAAUUGCAGCUUAACCCGCUUCUUGGUUCUCCUCCCAGUAGUGUAAUGCCCUCCAUGGUAAAAGGGGUUCCUGUAUCUGUUCACUCCAAGGUUUUUCCAUAUCAGCCUUCUGUUUCUGAUUCUAAUGUCUACAAGGACAUAAAUGAUAAAGGCAAGGAUGACACAUUUUUGACAGUCAGAGAUCGAAGAGUCAGGAUCUCUGAAGGAUCUUCACUUUAUGCUCUUUGUCGGUCAUGGGUGAGGAAUGGCUUCCCUGAAGAAAGUCAGCAUCCACAAUGUGCAGAUGGCACAAGAUCAUCACUUCCAAAACCUUUAGCUAUACCAGAAUCAGAUUCAAAUUCACCAGAGAAAAAUGAUGAUGUUAUGGAUGAAGAGGAGGAGGAAGGAUCCGUUGAUAACCUAUUGACGGAAGAAUUGUUGAUGAGACAUGUUAAACGGGCUAAAAGAAUCCGAUCAAGGCUAAAGGAAGAAAGACUUCACCGAAUUUUGAGGUACAAAAAUCGUCUUGCCCUUCUCCUUCCACCCCUUGUGGAUCAAAAUUGUGGAUCAACAACAGAUAAGAAAUGAUACAUCUAUCUGAUGAGACUCAUAGCUCUCUUCUCUGAGCUUUCAAUAUCCAACUGCCACUUUCAUCUUGUUGUAAAACAGUUUGGUGAUGAUAGUAAAGGGCUGCAAUUGAUUCAAUCUCAAGAUGGAUUUGUAUCUAUAAGCUAUAGAGGGUCUUGAUUUUAUAAAUUUUUUUUUUGUACAACUCAAAUUUGUAUUGAGUUUUAGUAUGCAUUUGUUAGGUAACUGCUGUUGUGGAUCAUUUAGUUACAAACCUCCCUUUCAACUUCCCAAAUAUAUUCAUAGUAUUCUCUAAUA
This is a messenger RNA of Impatiens glandulifera, 1487 nucleotides long. RefSeq lists its product as uncharacterized. Gene Ontology annotation, cellular component: transcription repressor complex. The record is from RefSeq and is a predicted model, not a curated record. Lineage: Eukaryota; Viridiplantae; Streptophyta; Magnoliopsida; Ericales; Balsaminaceae. The transcript is spliced from 7 exons. The coding region runs from base 105 to 1190 and encodes 361 amino acids.